UCCGCAAGUCCAAUUUGGCACGACACUACCAGACAAUUUGCUAUUGCUGAAUCUAUACAAGGCAGCUGAUUGGAUCUUUUCACUUGUUUAGAACCUUUUUUUCCUCUUUGGAGGCUUGUAAGAAAAUAAUCCACUUGGCUUGGUCAUUUCUGGAUGAGAAACGACACAUCAGUGAUGAGCGCGAGCAGGUUACUCAGAACUGAGGCUUUGUCUUGGCUGUCGGCUCUAGGAAACGUGUCCGGGGGCGAGUCCCAUAGCUUGGUUUUGCAGCCUCUCUGGGACUACCUCCACCAGAACCACCAUGACCUGCUAAGGAGCCCCCUCUUUCCUGUGGCCCUCUCAGUCACCACCUACUUUGUCCUGGUUGGUCUUUACACCGUGUUGGACUUGCUGGCUCCCACCUGGCCCUCAAUCAACCGUUACAGGCUGCAUCCGGACAAACCUGUCACCUGGCCAAACAUCUGGAGCACCCUGGGUGUCACUGUCUACAACCACCUGUUCUUCAUCUUUCCUGCGGCAGUUGCACAGUGGCUUUGGAGGCCACCGACUCCUUUACCCUCAGAAGCUCCUUCUCUCUGGAGCUUCUUUCUUGGCAUCCUGGGCUGCAUGGUCAUCUUCGAUUUCCAGUAUUACCUGUGGCACCUUAUGCACCACCGGGUUCCCUGGCUUUACCGCACCUUCCACGCCUUCCACCACCAGUACAACCAACCCUUCAGCCUGGUCACUCAGUAUCUGUCCGGCUGGGAGCUGUUUAGCGUGGGAUUCUGGGCAACAGUGGACCCCAUCCUGCUGAAGUGCCACUGCUUCACAACUUGGGGCUUCAUGGUCUUCAACGUUUACGUCUCCACUGAGGACCACUGUGGCUAUGACUUCCCCUGGGCCAUGCACAACCUUGUGCCCUUUGGGCUUUGGGGCGGGGCCCCCAAGCAUGAUGCUCAUCACCAGCGACCCGGGACCAACUUUGCCCCAUUCUUCUCCCACUGGGACUGGCUAGGGGGAACCAACACAUUGCCAACUCCCUCUGGCUACUCUGCCUCAGAAGAGCCAGAUGAGAUGAAAGACAAUGAUUAAAGAUCCUGAACACAUCUCUCAUUGACUCAAACUGCCUCUUUUAUACCUGCUCACAUUCUAACACUCUUGGUUUUUUCUUUCUACUCUCUGGCAACUUCUUCCAUUUUUUGUUUUAGUCUUGCCCUCGCCCUCAAUAUUAUCUUACUAACUGGCUCUUUCCCUCUGUGGGAAAUCUUUCUGUUACAUUUUAACUGUUUGCUAAACAUUAAAGGGUAUUAUUUCUUUUGUCUGUUAGUGCAAAGUGAUGGCAUAACUUUUCCUUUUGCGUCUUUUUCUUGAGAUUUCUCAUUUAUGCAAAUGUCUUGAUGUAUUGCCAGUGGUCUUUAUGUCAUUCUCAGGUCAGUUUCUGUGCAUGUGUAAAAUAUGUUAAGUAAAUGUGAUAAAUGAAAGAAAAAAUAAAGGCAUUUUAAAAAGA
This is a messenger RNA of Girardinichthys multiradiatus, 1486 nucleotides long. It is a transcript of the gene ch25hl2, whose product is annotated as cholesterol 25-hydroxylase like 2. Gene Ontology annotation, biological process: cholesterol metabolic process; sterol biosynthetic process. Bases 154 to 1071 code for a protein of 305 amino acids. Lineage: Eukaryota; Metazoa; Chordata; Actinopteri; Cyprinodontiformes; Goodeidae. The transcript has a single exon. Gene Ontology annotation, molecular function: steroid hydroxylase activity; iron ion binding; C-4 methylsterol oxidase activity. The record is from RefSeq and is a predicted model, not a curated record.